AUGGCGUCGCCGUCCUUAGACAACACAGAGAGUUCCUUGGUCUUUAAGAGUGAGAGGCUGAAGACUUUCUUCGAACCUAAAGUGGACGGUACGUGUGGAUUUGUCAAGUUCUGGUCGGCCGCUGCAGACAUCACUCCGGAAGAACUAGCUAAGGACGGAUUCUACUUUCUGAAGAAGGACGAUCACUGUGCGUGUAUCUUCUGUCGAAGGAUAAUAGGAGCAUGGGAAGGAGAUACAGUGAGAGGCGAGCACCAGAGGCACUUUCCUCGUUGUCCUUUCAUCAGAGAGGCUUCGUUUACCUCCUCGCCUUGGUCGAUGGUUAUGAAGAAAAAGAUGUCGUUCUCUGGUUUCUACUUAACCUACCUCAGCGAUCAAGUGCGCUGCUUUAAGUGCGGACUGGGCCUAAGAAACUGGUCAGACAGUAUGGACCCCUUAGAGAUGCAUGCCGAAUACUCUCCUGACUGCACGGUGGUCAAACUUUUGAAUGGACCUUUAACAUCCAAGACCCACCACGAUAGGAAGAAGAUGGUGGACGAUACACUGGUGGAUCAAGUGAUUGAACAAGGGGACAUUGAGAGGCACGUGAUAGCUAUGGGGUUCCCUUUCGAUGAUGUCAAGGCGGCCGUGAAAAAGAGACUCUUGGGCCAGUCAAAUUCUACAGAGUUGCAGAAUGUACAGAAGCUGUUUGCGUCAGCAUGGAACAGAGGGCGAGGGUCGAGCAGGUCGUCGGGCAAACCUUAG
Molecule: messenger RNA, 741 nt
Organism: Scylla paramamosain (green mud crab)
Lineage: Eukaryota; Metazoa; Arthropoda; Malacostraca; Decapoda; Portunidae
Product: baculoviral IAP repeat-containing protein 2-like
Exons: 2
Coding region: 1-741 (246 amino acids)
Cellular component (GO): nucleus; cytoplasm
Source: RefSeq, a predicted model, not a curated record